GUGUGAUUACCUGCACUGGACUGGUUGUGUGUUUCCCAGUGCUGAGUCCGCUUUCUUUCAAAAGGCUCUGCUUACCAUCUACAGUUCACUUGCAACUCUUGCAUAUCAUCUGCGACGUUGUCUGCAACUUUCCCAGGUCAUCAAAUUCACGUCGUUGAACGAAACGAGUUGCCAUUAGAUGAGCAGGCGUUGCAGCACUGCAUUAGGUUUCGUAUCGGACUCGCAACAGAUUAGGUGGAACCAGAUCGAGAUUCGAGGAUUACUGAAGCUGCUGCUGCUGUGGUUCAGUGAUACUGCAAGAGUACUUGCGAUCAGUUGGUACUUUGUGGAGAAGUGCUCCUGUUCUUUCGUGGCGAUGGAUCCAGCGCCGUGUUUGGCUUUGCACCUGGAGUAGUCGCUCGCUUCGAAGUCCUUCACCACCCUGAAGUCGGUGUGUCGAAAUGUUGCCGAGGUUAUCAGACAUCAAUUUUAGAAUUCUACAACUUUCAAGGAUGCCGUUAAAUCCAAGACGUAUGGUGGUGGUGGGACUCGACUUCGGCACCACAUACUCCGGAUUCUCCUUUGCACUUAUCUCGGAGCCAUACAAAAUUAAUUCCUUUUUCGAGUAUCCAAACUCAUCAAACCUCUAUCCCAAAACUCCAACAGUGAGUUACUACAAGAAGGUACCCGGUCAUGAAGAUCAGUGGAGGUUAAAUUCUUGGGGUUUCACUGCCCGCUCUGAGUACACUAGAGACAUGGCCAAGUUAACUAAAGAACAACGCAGACGGAAACAUUCUGGCGCACAAAAUGACAAUGCUCCACUACCGGAAGUUGGCAGAUACAUCACGAAGUUCAAACUCUACCUGGCAAAUGAAAGAAUGGCAAGAGUACCCCUACCGUCGCUUCCUGCAGGGCUUACAAAUGAGAGGGUCAUCACGGAUUAUUUGCGGGAAAUGGGAGCUUUAAUCCUCAAAACCUUACGGGGGCAGUACAGAAAUUUAGACCUGACCAAUGAUCUGAUUCAGUGGUGCAUAACGGUUCCAUCAAUUUGGGAUAAUGUUGCGAAAUCGGUGAUGAAGGAUUGCAUGGUGAGGGCGGGCUUGGUGAGCGGGACCGACGAUAGUCACCUUAGCAUCGUGUUGGAGCCAGAAGCAGCCUUCUUUCACUGUUACCAGCAUUUACACGAAAGCGCCAUCACUGUUAAUGAUAAGAUCCUGAUUGCCGACAUCGGUGGCGGGACUUCCGACAUUGUUGUAGAGCAGGUCGUUGCCAUUGGUCAGAGUAGCUAUCAAGUGAAAGAAGUGACAUUCAGCUCUGGAGGUUUGUGCGGCAGCAUUUACGUUGACCAAUCUUUUAUUAAGUUUAUGAUACAAUCAAUUCCAUGUCUGGAUGGGGCCCUGGAUCAGCAGCCGUCUCUUUAUGCCUCAUUACUCAAAGAAUGGGACGAAGCGAAGGCCAGCUUCGGUGAUCUAACUAGGAGUAAUCGCUCCACCGACAUAUCACUUCAUUACGAAUUGUUGAAUAUGAUGAAACCGUACGCGAGUAUGGACAACGAUGUUGCAAGGGCGUUGAAUGAUGGCUUAUAUGAGAUUAGGUACGAUCAGAUGAAAUCCAUUUUCGAUCCUAUAAUCAAUCAGAACUUAACUCUCAUUUCCGAUAAAUUGAGAGAAGUGCAAGGCGUUACUGUCAUCGCCGUUGUCGGCGGAUUGGCUAAGUCAGAGUAUCUCAUCCAGUGCAUCAAACGGCGAUUCUCCAGUGAAGUGAGGCACAUCAUUGUACCCGGGAAUCCCGUGAGCGCGAUAUCCUUGGGUGCCGUAAUGUCGGCGCUCAAUCCUGACACUAUCAUCUCCAGAGUGAGCAAGAAGACUUAUGGGGUCGAGUGUGUGGAGGAAUUCAAAUAUGGGGUCGAUCGAGAGGACCACCUCCAGGUCAUCAAUAAUUUAAGGCGAUGCAGAAAUCGGUUUCAUAUCUAUGUUAGAAAGGGUGAUGUGGUGAACGUCGAUCAGUGCAUCAGCAAGACCUAUUAUCCAGCUAGAAGUGGACAGACGACUAUGGAUGUAACACUUUUCAGUUCGGAGAACACGAAUCCGAGGUACACCGAUGAGCCCGGGGUGAAAAUGGAGGGCAGUUUUACGAUCGAUAUCUCGGGGGACAUGACAUUGGAUGAAAAGCGAAUAGUUAAGGAGUCGUUAUACUUCGGAAGGUCGUCGCUUGAGCUAGUUGCCGAGCCUGUGAACUUCUUCCUUGGCAGUCAAGGGCCUAACCAGUUGCAUCUCCCGAUUGCAGAAGGUUUCGUGUGAUCAUCACCCAUUCCGAUCAUGCUGCAUUGUACCAUACAUGCUAGUCUAGGUCACUAGAAUCUCUGCUGGUACCACAGCAAAGCUACCCGGCUGGUUCAUAUCUUAGAAAAUAAUCUUCAUAGUGAAUUUGAAUUCUCUGGUCGAAAGCUUCACAGUUACAACUCUCUUUUCCCUCUUUGUAAGCUUGAGACUUCACCUGCAGGUGAUCCGUAUCAUUGUGCCAGGGAGUGUACUAGAAACCUCGCAAUUCUCUUGGGCUUGUUUCUAAGAGUUGCCAGAGCGUCGGUAGUCAUUCGCGUGUGCCAUCUACUCAUCCACAACGCGUAAGAAAUUUUGAAAUUUUAGCACCACUCUCGUCACAGUCGACGUCUGACAUGGUUUCAGAAUUCAGGGUUUUCAAUGCAGUCUUUGAAUA
This is a messenger RNA of Physcomitrium patens, 2694 nucleotides long. RefSeq lists its product as uncharacterized. Gene Ontology annotation, molecular function: ATP binding; ATP-dependent protein folding chaperone. The record is from RefSeq and is a predicted model, not a curated record. Lineage: Eukaryota; Viridiplantae; Streptophyta; Bryopsida; Funariales; Funariaceae.